Messenger RNA from Arvicanthis niloticus (Nile rat), 2574 nucleotides. The record is from RefSeq and is a predicted model, not a curated record. NCBI's taxonomy places the organism in Eukaryota, Metazoa, Chordata, Mammalia, Rodentia, Muridae.
CGAGGGACUUUGGUGCGGCCCCCCCGGGAGCGCAGGGUGGCAGCACUGUGUCCGGGUGGGUCGCUCGCGGUCACCUGCCCGCGGGGGCGGAGCGCGGCGCCCAGGCGCACCCGCCUCCCGCCUCUUGCUCCCGCCCCGGGAGGAAGCGGAGGGGCGCGGUGUAAACAGAGCGGCGGCCGUGAUGUCAGCCGGUCACAUGGAGCCUCUUAUGGCUCGGGAUGGCUCUCGGCGGGCGGGCAGCUGCGGCAGCUGCUGCUGUGGCUCGGGCGGCGGCGGCAAGAGGGGGCUCCGGGGUCGGACGGUCGGCUCUCCCUGCGCUCUCCGCACCGCGGUGUAAAGGAUGUAUUUUGUGAUCGCAGCGAUGAAAGCUCAAAUUGAAAUUAUUCCAUGCAAGAUCUGUGGAGACAAAUCGUCAGGAAUCCAUUAUGGUGUCAUUACGUGUGAAGGCUGCAAGGGCUUUUUCAGGAGAAGUCAGCAAAGCAAUGCCACCUACUCCUGUCCUCGUCAGAAGAACUGUUUGAUCGAUCGGACCAGCAGAAACCGCUGCCAGCACUGUCGGCUGCAGAAAUGCCUGGCCGUGGGGAUGUCUCGAGAUGCUGUCAAGUUUGGCCGGAUGUCCAAGAAGCAACGAGACAGCUUGUACGCCGAGGUGCAGAAGCACCGGAUGCAGCAGCAGCAGCGAGACCACCAGCAGCAGCCUGGGGAGGCUGAGCCACUGACGCCCACCUACAACAUCUCAGCCAAUGGGCUGACGGAACUGCAUGAUGACCUCAGCACCUACAUGGACGGGCACACCCCCGAGGGCAGCAAGGCCGACUCAGCAGUCAGCAGCUUCUACCUGGACAUCCAGCCUUCCCCAGACCAGUCGGGAUUGGACAUCAACGGGAUCAAACCAGAACCCAUAUGUGACUACACACCAGCAUCUGGCUUCUUCCCCUACUGUUCCUUCACCAAUGGAGAGACUUCCCCAACCGUGUCCAUGGCAGAACUAGAACACCUUGCACAGAACAUAUCCAAAUCCCACCUGGAAACCUGCCAAUACUUGCGGGAAGAACUCCAGCAGAUAACGUGGCAGACCUUCCUGCAGGAGGAGAUUGAGAACUACCAGAACAAGCAGAGAGAGGUGAUGUGGCAGCUGUGUGCCAUCAAGAUUACAGAAGCUAUCCAGUAUGUGGUAGAGUUUGCCAAACGCAUUGAUGGAUUUAUGGAGCUGUGUCAAAAUGAUCAAAUUGUGCUUCUAAAAGCAGGCUCUCUAGAGGUGGUGUUUAUUAGGAUGUGCCGUGCCUUUGACUCUCAGAACAACACCGUGUACUUUGAUGGGAAGUAUGCUAGCCCUGAUGUCUUCAAAUCCUUAGGUUGUGAAGACUUCAUUAGCUUUGUGUUUGAAUUUGGGAAGAGUUUGUGUUCUAUGCACCUGACUGAAGACGAAAUCGCAUUAUUUUCUGCCUUUGUACUGAUGUCAGCGGAUCGCUCGUGGCUUCAGGAAAAGGUAAAAAUAGAAAAACUGCAACAGAAAAUUCAGCUAGCCCUUCAGCAUGUCCUACAGAAGAACCACCGAGAAGAUGGAAUUCUAACAAAGCUAAUAUGCAAGGUGUCUACGUUAAGAGCCCUAUGUGGACGACAUACAGAAAAGCUUACGGCAUUUAAAGCAAUAUACCCAGACAUUGUGCGACUCCAUUUUCCUCCGUUAUACAAGGAAUUGUUCACUUCAGAAUUUGAGCCAGCAAUGCAAAUCGAUGGGUAAAUGUAGCACCUGAGCACUUCGAGAACAUCUGGAGUACAAACAUGAAAGUAAGAAAGAAAAUAAAAAAGGAAACAAAACAAUAACAAUGAAGACACAUUUAACUGAGACACUUUCUAUGGCCCUGCACAGCCCUGGAGCGCCAACACACUGCACAGACAUCUUGUGGUGAUCGGGGUUCAGGCACAAAGGGGAAACAAUCAAAUCCAAUAAAAGCUGAACUUGUUUUGCUCAUGCAUAUGAUUUCCACUAUGCCUACAGAUAUGGACCCUUUUUCUGUCUCAGCUUCUAGAGCGGUUGACCUCGGCAUAUAACAGGAGGAGGGUACUACAGUCGGAGGAGUCCCUUUUCUCAUAGCUCACUGCCCACAGACUCUUACGGGUAACAACAGAGUCCAGCGUUAAUCGGUGACCCCGGUGUGUAUGGCGGGAGUGGCGGCGUUACUUUGCACAGCUUGCUUUUCUGUGUCAUGAAGGAAGAUUUUGUUUCUCUCACCGAUUAUUGCCGGUCAGCAGGAUGGUGUGAAAAGGGGAUCCUUAGCGCUCGCAACAAUAGCAUUAUAAUAUAUUACACAGGGUAAAUGGGCAUGAAGACUAUAUAUAGCUAAAGAGAUAUUGUUUAUAUAUUGUUUUAAUUAAUAUAAAAUGUAGUGACUGGCGUAGCUUUUCCUGUUGAAUUGAUAAGGCACUUUCCGUUUUGCACCUUUUUGUUUCCUUUAAAUUAAAUGCUAGCGUGUUCACUGUCGCCGUGUCGCAUGUACACCAGAAACACAAGUUUAGCUGAGAAGGCUUGGAAGGUACGUCGGGAGGUAUUUAUGCUGCUGUUUACAAAAA